GAUCUCUCAUCUCUCUCUCGGCAGAACCACAAACUCACAAGAAAAGAGGACCGCCGAGAAAGGGUAGAAGAAGAGAAUGGCGGCGGAGGUGAGUUCCAUCGCCAGGAUGCUCCGCGGGGAGGCGGGGAGGGGGGGUAGGGCCGGCGCCGGGAAGGCGCCGGAGGUGGUGACCAUGGAUCUGCUCGGCGGGUGCGGCGGCGACGCCGGCGGGGUGGACGAGGUCGUCGACCUUGAGGUCAAGGUGCCCGCCGGCUGGGAGAGACGGCUCGACCUGCUGUCCGGCAAGACGUUCUUGACUCCUCAUCGCCACCAGGCUGCCCAAGACGGCCACCAGGACCUCAACCUGCCUCCCACGGCAUCCACCGCUCCCGCUCCCGCCGCCGCCGUCACCACCACCUCCGCUGGGGUCUGCACCCUCGACAUGGUCCGCUACGCCCUAGAGUGCGCUGCCGCCGCGCGGUCAGCCCGCUCGCCGGACACGUCCUCCUCUUCGUUGGCGUCCACCUCAUCCUCGUCCUCCUCCCUGGGAAAGCGCAGCCGGUCGCCGCCUUCAAGCACGGCAUCGCCCGCCGCGAACCCGGCCAUGCGCGCGUGCGCGUGCCCGUCCUGCUUCACGUACGUGCUCAUCGCCGAGGCCGACCCCUGGUGCCCGCGGUGCGCAUCGAAGGUGCCGCCGCUCCCCAGUAAGCCCGCCGCCCACAGCAGCGGGAAGAAGCCGAAGAUUGACCUGAAUGCAGACGCCGAUGAGACAGAGUGAACGGGAAAAGUAGAAAGAUGAAUGAUCUUUUUCUUUUUGGAAAAGUUUUGAAGUCAUCAAUUGGUUGGGAAGCGGGAGGAGCCCCGCCGGCUGACGGCGCUAAAAUGUUCUUCACCACCGCCGUGGCGGAGAUCCACGUCGGCCGGGCAACGAGUUCCUCGUCCUUGUGUACUCCGGUGAAUCGUAUGCUGCAUCAGUCCUUGUCUCCUUGUGUACUCCGGUGAAUCGUAUGCUGCAUCAGCACCUCCAUCGGGUCCGCCCAUAGCAGCGGAGGCAAGUGCCUGUUGUUGACUUUGCACACACCUAGGAAUCUCAGUCGACACUUUUUUGCUCGCGGAGGCCAUGAAAGCGAUGUAGGAGUAUAUAACAGAAAUCAUUUUAUGUUUGCAAUUUGGUAUACAAAUCCCGUUGAUCACUGAUUACACACACAGGGAGGAUUUGUUUGCCACACAUAGAUAUGCCAUAUCCGUUGGUCUUG
Molecule: messenger RNA, 1235 nt
Organism: Hordeum vulgare subsp. vulgare (domesticated barley)
Lineage: Eukaryota; Viridiplantae; Streptophyta; Magnoliopsida; Poales; Poaceae
Exons: 2
Coding region: 77-757 (226 amino acids)
Source: RefSeq, a predicted model, not a curated record